UUAAUGACAUUUGUUUGUGUUGAGGCCGUGGUUGAGGUUAUAAACUCACGUUGUAAUUUUAAAUUUAACAACAAAAUACUAAGUAUUCUAGUUAAUAUAUAAUUUAGGAAAACAACGAAAAUGGCUAAAAAAGGGAAACAUAGAGUUAGUAAAGUGAAGAAGAACAAUCAAACGACUAACAAAAUGAAGAAGCAGGGGAAGUUAAAGCUGCAGAGGCACAGGACUAAGGUACAAAAGCAGAGGCAGCCGACCCAGGCGGAGCCAGAGUACAGCAGUGAGAGUGAGGAGUCGAGCAACGAAUGGGCGGACAUGCUGGAUGAGGAGGAGCAGGCCUACAUCACGGGCCGGCUCGCCCGUCAGCCCCAACUUCUGUCUGACAUCCCUCCAGAAGAGGAGAAAAAAAAGAAUUUGAAGAGGAAAAGAACAAGAAAGAAGGAACAAAAGCAAGGGAAACAGAAGCCUGGCAGCGACAGUGGGGCGGCUAGUUUAGAUGACUCAGAAAAUAGUGAUGUAGAGGAACAAUAUGAGAAGGAGCUCUCUGAGAGACCAGUCAAAAAACUCCGACCGCUGCUGCCUAUUAAAACAAAAGAAGGGGUUGUGGAGAGAAUGGAAGAAUGUGAAGAGUCAGACUCUGACAAGGAGGAGGAAAGUCCAGAGGUACAAAGUGAAGAAGAAGGCAGUGAGAGUGAAGGUUCAGACUCCGGUGUGGAGGACAAAGAUAAAGAAGAAAAGGCUCAGGAGCCGGAAACCAUCACGACAGUGCAGCUCCUAGCAGCGAGGAGGGACAGGCUACAGCACGAGAAGCUGAGGAUCGGUGCACUGUGCUCCUCACUGCUGGAGAGUCCAGAGAAAAAGCUCAAGAACCUGUUCCCGAUCCUGUACCUGAUGGAGGAGCGUCUCCGGGACGGCACCCCCAACCUGCUGUCGGUCCGCAAGCUGGCCUCGCUGUCCGCCGCCGAGGUGUACCGCGACCUGCUGCCCGACUACAAGAUCCGACAUCAGGACUACACUGAUGUUAAGUUGAAGAAGGACACUCUGGCGCUAUACAAGUACGAGAAAGAAUUGCUGGAGUUCUACAAACGUUAUCUCCAGCGACUGGAGAAAGCAACCAACGUGCUGCGACGGAAGAUGGGCGACAACAGGAAACCCGACGAGGGCACCCUCAGCCUCGCCCUCAUCUCUCUACGCUGCAUGGGCGGCAUGCUGGUGGCCCGGCCUCAGUUCAACUACGCGGACAACAUAGCUCAGACGCUGGUGCCUCACCUGGACUCGCGCGUGCCGGCGGCGCGGGAUAUAGUGAAGGAGUGUAUAGAGACUGUGUUUAGAGAGGAUAACAAGGGAGAUAUUACGCUUACAAUCGUGCGUCUCAUCAAUCAGCUGGUGAAACGGCGCGGGGAGCGGCUGCACCCCUCGGCGCUGGACUGUCUCCUGGCUCUGGACAUCCGCGACGUGCAGCUCGACGAGCAGGUCGACCUGCAGCACAAGCACAAGCAGGACGCCAAGCACAAGAAGCGCAUCAUCAACCUCUCGAAAAAGGAGAAGAAGCGAGCCAAGAAACUAAAGGAGGUAGAACGCGAACUGCUCGAGACGCGUGCAGCCGAGGACGCGGCGGCGCGGCGACGGACGUUGGCGGAGGUGACGCGAACGGUCUUCCUCAUAUAUUUCCGCGUGCUGAAGACCGCGCCGCACUCGCGCCUGCUCGCCGCCGCGCUCGACGGCCUGGCCAAGUUCACGCACGUGAUCAACCUGGAGUACUACAGCGAGCUGGUGGCGAUACUGACGGCGUUGUCGCGCGACGGGCUGGUGUCGGCGAGCUCGCAGCUGCGCUGUGUGUGCUGUGUUCUGGCGGUGCUGCGCGGCGCCGGCGACGCGCUCAACGUCGACCCCGCCGCCGCACACGACCGCCUCUUCGCCGCGGCCGCUACAGUGACGAGCGCUGAGGACGUGCGCAUGGCGCUGGAGGGCGUCUCGGAGGUGACGCGGCGGGCGCGGCGCGUCUCGGCCGGGGUGCUACAGGCCUUCGCCAAGCGGUUAGCUGAGUUAGCGGCGCGCCUGCCCCCGCACGCCGCCCUCGCCGCGCUGGCGCUGCUGCACCAGCUGCUCCAGCACAAGCCAGUCUCCCUCCUGCUCGCGCCGGAGGAGGGUACGUGCGGGCGGUACUCGGCUCUCUCGCCGUCCGCGGAGCACUGCGGCGCGGCGGCGGCGGGCCUGCACGAGCUCGCCGUGCUGGCGCGCAGUGUACACCCCACGGUGCGCGCCGCCGCUACCGCCAUGUUGAACCACACGUGGCCGCACGAGUUGACUGGACUGACGCCAAUGCAGAUCUACAAGCAAUACGACGGGUCCCAGCUGUGUUUCAAGCCGGCCAUACCGCCCAAGCCGCUGCAGACCGCCAAGAGUAUCGUUGGUUUCGCUCAACCGAGCUUCGGGGCCGAAUGUACCGCUAUAGAAGAAACCACUUCACUAACAUUGAAAGAGAAUGUUGUUAGAUGAAUUUAAUAAAUUAUUGUGAUAAUA
Molecule: messenger RNA, 2517 nt
Organism: Aricia agestis (brown argus)
Lineage: Eukaryota; Metazoa; Arthropoda; Insecta; Lepidoptera; Lycaenidae
Gene: Noc3
Product: nucleolar complex protein 3 homolog
Exons: 13
Coding region: 121-2493 (790 amino acids)
Biological process (GO): DNA replication initiation
Cellular component (GO): nucleolus
Molecular function (GO): chromatin binding
Source: RefSeq, a predicted model, not a curated record